Messenger RNA from Malassezia restricta, 663 nucleotides. Its product is annotated as ribosomal protein S21. The coding region runs from base 1 to 663 and encodes 220 amino acids. The record is from RefSeq and is a predicted model, not a curated record. Gene Ontology annotation, biological process: translation. NCBI's taxonomy places the organism in Eukaryota, Fungi, Basidiomycota, Malasseziomycetes, Malasseziales, Malasseziaceae. Gene Ontology annotation, cellular component: ribosome. The transcript has 2 exons. Gene Ontology annotation, molecular function: structural constituent of ribosome.
AUGCGCCUGCUAGCCUCGAGGGUCGCGGCGCCCUUCAUGCGAGGCAUGUCUUUGCGUGCAUCUUUUGCUCCUAGCACAAGAAUGCUAAGCUCCAGUGCACACCGUAUGGAUGGUUCGUCUUCUCCGAACACAGCGCCUUCUGAAGACAAACCGUUGAGCGAGCAGCGCGGUGACAAGAAUAGUGAUGCAUCGCGCGCCGAUCUGUGGAAUCAAAUGCUGAAUACCAUUAUCAUUGAUUCACCCGAAAAGACUUCAUUCAAAACCGAAGGCGCUGCCGUCCCACAAAGCCGCUUUGGCGAUUCGUUCCCUUCUAAUAUGAAUAAGCGCGCUGGUCCACAGCCUUUGUCUGGCAUGCUGGAUCAACUUGAUGCUGAGUUCCGCGAGCGCCCAACGUUUGGAUUGCCGGCACCCAGCACCCCGACGACUGGUCGCUCUGUAGCCAUGUCUACUUCACUAAACCACACAUCAGCUGUAUUGUAUCGCCAGCUCUCGAGAAUUCUAAGCCGAAACAAUGUUCGCCGUGAGCUCAAGUUGAAUGAGCGCUAUGAAAAACCCAAUCAGAUGCGCCGCCGUAAGCGCUCUGAACGCCAUCGUCGACGCUUUGCUGACAUGGUACGAAAAAAGGUACAACUGAUUAUGACACUCAAGUCGCGAAACGCAUGA